This is a messenger RNA of Aspergillus lentulus, 231 nucleotides long. RefSeq lists its product as uncharacterized. The record is from RefSeq and is a predicted model, not a curated record. Lineage: Eukaryota; Fungi; Ascomycota; Eurotiomycetes; Eurotiales; Aspergillaceae.
AUGCCUCUCUCCCUCUCAAACCCCUUCAAAUCAUCCAAAUCGCAACGCCAGACGACAGAGAAAGCCCAGAAGACUGUCAAGGAUGAGUCGUCAUCUGUCUACAGCGAUGCUGCCACGCUGGUAGCGGGCAAAGAACAAUCACCAAAGUCGGCGCCAGACUUUCAAAACCAUCGGGGCCUCGACUUUAGUUCUACGCGAUAUACCCCGAUGGGAAUGUGCCCUCGUUCCUAA